This is a messenger RNA of Soboliphyme baturini, 483 nucleotides long. NCBI's taxonomy places the organism in Eukaryota, Metazoa, Nematoda, Enoplea, Dioctophymatida, Soboliphymatidae. The record is from the annotation of a GenBank genome assembly.
AUGACGGGUAAUCAUAAGAAGAUUGGGGUUAUGUAUGUUUUGUUUGGUGUGUGGGCUGGUGUGUUGGGGUUGUCCUUAUCUGUUGUAAUUCGUCUUCUUCUUUCUUCUCCUUGGUCUGUUAGUUGGUGUUUGUAUGUGGGUCAGUAUUAUAAUGUGGUGAUUACUGCUCAUGGGGUGAUUAUGAUUUUUUAUAUGAUAAUACCUAUUAUGAUGGGUGGUAUGGGGAAUCUUAUGGUGCCUGUGAUGCUUGGGUUGCCUGAUAUGGCUUUUCCUCGACUUAAUAAUUUGGGGUUCUGGUUGCUGCCUCCUUCGUUUCUGUUGUUCUUGGCCUCUAUGUUGUUCUCUGGAGGGGUUGAUUUGGUUAUCUUCUCUUUGCAUCUGGCAGGUGUUUCUUCUCUGUUGGGGAGGAUUAAUUUUAUUAGGACUAGCCUAAGUGCUAGUAGGUCCUUGACUGUUCUUGAGUUGCUCCCUCUAUUUGUGUGA